ACCAGAAGCACGCGCUGCGCUCCUCCUUGCAGACUUCCGCCGUGCUCGCGCUGUUGUUGAUGAUCCGGGUGGUGACAGUAUCAGAGCCGCACGCGCACAGAGCAAUCAGGAUAAACAGAUAUUUCUAAAGGACUUGCUGAAGGUGGAGGAGGUGGUGUAUGAGGUGGAGUCGGGGCAGGAUGUGAGGUCAUGGUUAACCUUAUCCGACUCGUCGUCCUGCACGUUGGGUGUGAUUGAGGAGCUCCGCCCCUCUCCACCCAACAGCCAAUCAGGAUGCUCGAGGUGAAGCACAUGAGUGCGGAGAAGAAGGAGGCGGCUGUGGGAACAGAUGAGGGCUGUACUGUGUGUGUCAGCAGUGCAGACCCUGUGUAUGUGUACGAGACACAGGACUGGAUGGUUUCUCCCGCCUGCUCUCCGGAUGAACACGGCUCCAUCUCUCCACUGCUGGCCGAGGAGACAUUUCGCUACAUGACUUUUCUUGCCCUGGAGCCCUCCUCCUCCUCUUCUCUCCCCCGCUCUCACACUUUCACCAAAGUUCUCACCUCGGACCGUGUGGAGCAGAUGACUAAGGCCUACAAUGACAUCGAAGUGGUCACACACCUGCUGGCUGAGCGGGAUCGGGAUCUGGAGCUGGCUGCUCGGAUUGGUCAGUCUCUGCUGAAGAGGAACCAUGUCCUUCAGGAGCGCAACGAAUCACUGGAGGAGCAGCUCACAGAGAUGCUGGAUCAGGUCCAGCAGCUGCAGCACGAGCUGAUGAAGAAGGAUGAACUUCUGCGAAUGGUGUCGAGUGCCAGUGAAGAGAGUGAGACGGACUCCAGCUCAUCUCCAUCACUCAGUAACGCUCCCUCUAAACACACACUAGCACACACACUGACACUCAGCACGCUGGAGGAACUGCAGUGCAAACUGCAGAAUCUCGAAGAGGAGAACCACAAACUACUGGUAGAGGCGAGUCACUUGAAGAAGGAGACCAUCACAUACGAGGAGAAAGAGCAGCAACUGGUCAGCGAUUGUGUGAAAGAGCUCCGUGAGUCAAACACUCAGAUGGUGAGCUUGACCGAAGAACUUUCCCAGAAGAAUGAGGAUCUUAUGAAACAGCAAGAGGAAAUCUCUCAGCUUCUGUCACAGAUAGUGGAGCUCCAGCAGCGCCUCAAACAGUUAGCGCUGGAGAAAGAAGAGCUGAGGAUUCAUCUGCAAGCCUCAAAGGAAGCUCAGCGACAGCUAACUGCUGAGCUAAACGAGCUGGCUGACAGGAAUGCGGAGUGUGUAGGGAUGCUGCACGAGUCUCAGGAAGAGCUCAAGGAGCUGCGCAGUAAGAACACUCCGUCUGCAGGCCUGCGCAGGCAUCUCUCACACAGCCUCUACCCCAUGGAGUGUCUGGCGGCUGAGAUAGAAGGCACUAUGCGAAGGGAAUUGAGUGUAGAAGAAGAGGUCACAUUUCAGGACCAGCGGUCGAGCAAUAAGCGUGUGUUUCAGACAGUGAGGUCAGCGAAUGUGUCAAUAAUGCGAGCCGCAGCAGGGACGCCUCCUAUUCCAGGAUCAGGGCACUGCAGCGUGGUGAUGACAUCACAGCCGUUUCACUCCAACACACACCCCACCCCUGAAGACACGCCGCAUGGAACAGACAACGCGUGUGUGGGCCGUCCCGGUUCUCCUGGAGGAAGCGACCUCGUCUCUGCGCUGCACCGCCUCACUCUGAGGAGGCAGAACUUUCUGUCUGAGCGUCAGUACUUUAAGGCAGAGCGGAACCGGAAGCUGCAGGAGGGCUCUGAUGGGGCGGAGUCAGAGGGUGGUGGGAGUGCCUGUAGCUCUCCAAUGGGAAGUGUCCGCUCAUCCUUCACCAACCUAUCAGAGUUCUCCGUGUCCUCCAGCUGCUUUAAGACGUUUUUGCCCGAGAAGCUACAGAUUGUAAAGCCCAUGGAAGGCUCUAUGACCCUGCACCACUGGCAGCAGCUGGCAAAGCCUCACUUGGCCUCCGUCCUUGACCUGCACCCAGGUGUGGUCACUAAGGGCUUUAGGCCCCUCCCACAAGAUGCUGUGUAUCACCUGAACGACCUGGAGGAGGACGAGGAGAACGACAGAGCGCCGUGGGCAGACAACACGAAGGGCCAAGAUAGAAGGAAGACCGGAGAGGAGGAUAAAGACGAAGGGAUAACCUUUGAUGUGCACUCAUCUUCCACUCCGGACGGAAGGAAAGAGAGAAGUGAUUUCACGCCAAUUAACACCCUGAAUCUUUCGCCAUCUAUACGAGCAUCUCCUGUUUCAUUGGCUGCGGCUGUGACCUUUGACACUUCAGUAAAAUCAGUGGCAGGGUCGAUGUCACUUCCUGUGUCCCAGCCAGAUGCAAAUGUUACUUCAACAGCUCCCUCUAUAGCAGUGAAUCCUGGGAAGUGUCAGAGCUCCACCUUCUCCACCUACACCUUUACCACCUGCCGCAUUCUGCACCCCAGUGAUGUCACACAGGUCACACCCAGCUGUGCCUCCACCCCGAGUUCCCUCCGUUCCGUUCCCUCCACCCCGGUCACCCCGUGCAGGUUGAGUCUGGGUGACUCGUUUCCUCCUCGCCGCACUACAGCGCCCCCUGCAGGUCUGGCUAAGCUUCUGCUGGAGAAAGGCAUCUCUGCCCAGAAAGUAUCUGCUCCCUCCAAACUUCCCCAGCCCCUGCAUCUGCCCGGCCCCUGCAGUACCCCUCCCAACUCCCCCUGCCCCUCCCCUGUACCCUUCGAGUCAACCGCCACAGUAUCUGACAACUUCUUGGCGUCACGGCCGGCUGAGCUCUUCCUGCAGGACGUCUACGGUGUGAAACCCGACCUCAUCGAGCGUCUGCGCAAGCUGGGAUUGGACAAAAACAUCAUACGGACGGACUCUGACGCGGCACACCAGUCGUCCACUUUGUUACCGACAGGAGGAGGAAGUUUAUUGGUAGGUUUGCGACGGAACCAAAGCCUGCCUGCCAUGGUUGGUCAGCGCAGCCCGUCCUACCCUGUUCCACACCCUCACCCCACCUCCCUCGCUUUGCCUAUACCUCCCUGGGGUAACUUGAAACCACGCCCUACUCGUAGACAUGCCUCUCUUUCACAAACUCCUCUUCCACAUGAGCAUUGAAGAGUUGUUUAGAGUUUUGGGCAGGUGGGUGAAAGUGUAUUUUGUGGGCGUGGCCAGGGGAGAUGGAAUAAUCACUGACCUUUCUUGACCUUUGUUUGCCUUCCUAUAAACUGACAGAUUAAAAGGCAUGAAGAAGAGACAGACGCUCUUCUGUUAUGGCUUUUUUUCUCAAAAAAAGCACAGUUGUGUAAAUAGAUUUUUUGGUGUAGUUUUAGGUAGCAGCAGGAAAUCAUUCAUGUCCUGAUUUGACCUAGGGCAACAAGGGUGGGGCUUAAGGGGUGGAGCUCAACAUGACCUCGAAACUUUGAAAAUUCUAGCUUUAUCAAAUAAUAUAGCAGAAUUUUUAAUAUUGUUAGUAAACUACAAUAUGUAAGCCUAACUUUAGGCUAGCAUCCUAGCAUACUCGGUUCCAUGUUUUAAUCCCGCAUUAAAUAUUUUGCUCAAUGGAAUUUGGUAAAUAGCUUACCUAACCUUAGCUAGCUUGCUAGCAAACAUGACUAGCUAUGUAUGAUUAUACAGUAUGGGUACCGUUGGAGUUCUAGUUAAAGCGAUAGUUAGCUAAUGCUAGGACAGUUCUGUGCUUAGCUUGCAGCCUAGAUUAGCAAAUUAGACUAGAUUGUGUAAAUAAAAUCAGUAUUGUAUGCUAAGCACUGCCCUUGUCGAUUCAGGAAUGAGGACUUGCAGGAACCACUUCUCAAAACGUUGCGUUAAACUUUUAUUUUCCCCUCAGAUAGAACCGCUCUCGCAGCGAAGCGUCUCAGACUUUAUCCUCAAGCGCCGUCAUGCCGUCUGUUCGUCCUCGAGGCUCUGCAAGGUGAGAAAGGUUAGAGCAUGUGGAUCAGGGGUAAACUGCAGGUAGGGGGGAGUGAUGAAAAUGUGUUACAGAAUGAAAAGCAGCUUUGCGAGCGGAUUUAUUCAAGUAUCGAUGGUUUGCGGUAAGUCGAACAGGAAGCUGAAGAAAGAUGGAUCGUGAAGGUGAAACGAAGGCGAUGAAAAUGUAGAUUAAGAGGAACAGGAGUAAGUGAGGGGACGUGCUUCUAGAGCCUCAGGAAAGACGGCAUCGCGACAUUAAGCAGUCUUUUAAUCCGUUGGCGAUUAGUUUCCGCACUUCGUCUACAAGGAACUCCUGACUGCCUGAUAGACAAAUCACAGUCUCUAGAGCACAUUUUAUAGCCGAAUUUUACAAUCUGUAUUCUAUCAGGGAUUUAAAGAUGCGUUUUCUUUGAAGAUUAUUUAGAUUUGACAUUUGAAUGAUGCCUGCCAAUGUAGCUCACCAAGCUCCGCCCCAUGAUCUAUGGCAGCCAAUCAGAGUCUAGUGUCUAUAAAAUCACUGAAGGAAACCGUAGUAAGCCACAAACUAGCAUUCUGGACCACCCGAUAGUGAGUCAAACUUAAUUUUUCCUGCUCUAAAUAUCAUCCAGGUUACUUUUUCAUGUGAAGGGAAAAAACUACUAUCGCACUAUAUUUUAAAACCGCUUGAAGAAACUAUUAUUAGGGACUUUAUGGUCAGGGAGCAAGAUGAGAGAUGGGAACAUGCUUGUUUUAUAUUUGUAUUGUGUUUAUUCUUAUUAAGGGAAUGUGUAUGAAUUUGCUUUACAUUUGCUUCAUGUAUACACACACAUACAGUACACACACACACACAAGCGCAUGCACAGAGUUCAAUAGUGAGCUUGGGUUUCUGUCUGCCUGGAGGUUUUUGCAUCUUCUCCGAAUGUCAGUAUGGGUUUUCUCUGGGGUUUAAAGUUUCCUUCUAAAAACUUGCCAGUAUAUGGACUGGCUUCUCUAAAUCGCACCUAGGUGUACAGGAGUGUGUGAAAGUGUGUGUGCAUGGUGGCUUGAAAUGGACUGGAGUCCUAUCUACGUUGUAAUAAGCUCUGUGUAAUAAAUACCACAACCCUAACCAGGUCAUUAACACACAUCGUCUAUUAGUACUACUUCAGUAACAUGUGUUCUGAUUGGCUAAGAGCAGUAACACAUAACACAUAACACACACACACACACACACACAUCGAUAUCAGUAUAAACUAAACCAUAUAGUAUUUUCUUGUGACUCUUCCGGACUCCAUCCAUGGUGACCAUCCACCUUGUCCGCUUUCUCCACUCAGUGAAUUUUUUUAUUUUACCCACUGAUAUUUAUUAUUAACCGACAACGUAGCGUCCACAAGCUAGAGAUAUAAACACAAGCUAGUGGCAUGAAGGAAUUUUAUUAAGCACUUUUAUUAAGUGGAGGUAUAUCAUGAUAUAUGUUUAUUUUGGUGAGUUUGAGAAAGGAAUCGCUUUUAAAACUCGUUUUCUUUUAUCCUUUCUUUUUUUUUUGUCCUGGUCCAAACCAAAAGAAUGAUUUGACCAGCGUUUUUGCCGGCUGGGCUUUAUUACUGUUAGUACUGUUAUCUUUUUUGUAAACUAAACUCGUAUGUUCGACUGUUGUUGCAAAGUCUUGCUUUUUUGUGCCAUUUUGUAAUUGCUAUUGGAUAAUACACUGAAAAGUGGGCGGGGCUUGUAACAUCGCCAAGGCUUUCGAUAUUUAUCAAAUGAAUUGCUGAAUGAAUUUAUUGCCAUGUGAUACGUGCGCUGUACAGGAUUUACACAAUGUAGGAAUGUUGCAAAAGGAAGCAGAGCAUGUGAUUUGGAUUUGACUUGCUCUCCCGUCAGUGUUUGUAACAGUAUUUAAAUUAAUUGAUGAACAAUUUAAAAAAUACAUUGUCGAUUUAUAUACCGGAUUUAGUCUGGAACUGAAGCUACGAGGACUUUUAUUCACAAUUAUACAUAAACAAUUUAACAACAAUUUAAUUUAAAACACUAUUUUGAUAAAUAGUACAGACAGAAUGAUUUGGAACGAACAUAAUUAUCCUUAAACUAUGUUAUACUAUUAUCUAUCGUCACAACUUUGGACUUUCAGUCAAUAUUAUUCUGCUCGUCCAAAAUGGCCACCGAGUCGUAAGAUAUUUUAUAGACAUGCAGCAAGUCCGACUUUGUUACAGAAAGACUCAUUUUGUAGCUCCAGUCCAGAACUAAACCGUUUUUGGACACCGACCGUGUCUUAUUUGUCACCAAACAUGUCUUAGCCGCACAGCUAAUCUCCACAUCCUCACGUUUUUUCUCACCUCAGGGUGAGCGAGAUGUGUUUGUGAUGAUGAUGAUGAUGAUGUGUUUAUAAUUCAUUUGAUGAGCACAGAGAUAUGACUGUCUAAAACCUAAUCGAUUCUGUUUUUGUUUCGAUUUUUUUUUAAAUAAAGCAAGAAAAGUA
This is a messenger RNA of Tachysurus vachellii, 6352 nucleotides long. It is a transcript of the gene trak2, whose product is annotated as trafficking protein, kinesin binding 2. Lineage: Eukaryota; Metazoa; Chordata; Actinopteri; Siluriformes; Bagridae. Gene Ontology annotation, molecular function: GABA receptor binding. The coding region runs from base 274 to 3105 and encodes 943 amino acids. The transcript has 17 exons. Gene Ontology annotation, cellular component: dendrite. Gene Ontology annotation, biological process: neurogenesis; anterograde axonal transport of mitochondrion. The record is from RefSeq and is a predicted model, not a curated record.